Molecule: messenger RNA, 1813 nt
Organism: Chelonoidis abingdonii (Abingdon island giant tortoise)
Lineage: Eukaryota; Metazoa; Chordata; Testudines; Testudinidae
Source: RefSeq, a predicted model, not a curated record
AGACACCCCCCCCAUCUCCCCACAGGAUGCCCUGAAGUUCAUGCACAUGAGCAAGCGGCGGAAGCUGACCACGGGCGACGUGGACUACGCCUUGAAACUGAAAAACGUGGAGCCGCUCUACGGCUUCCACGCCCAGGAGUUCAUCCCCUUCCGCUACGCUAGCGGGGGCGGGCGGGAGCUCUACUUCUACGAGGAGAAGGAAGUGGAUCUGAGCGACAUCAUUAACACGCCACUGCCCCGCGUCCCGCUGGACGUCUGCCUCAAAGCUCACUGGCUCAGCAUCGAAGGCACCCAGCCCGCCAUCCCCGAGAACCCGCCCCCCGAGAAAUGCCCUUGGUGGACCUUUGUGCCCCGCCCCAGAGGUGGCUGCAUCUCAAUGCCUGGCAAGGGGUCCCUGUGUAACCGGCCACCCCGCCCCAGAGGUGGCCGCAUCUCUGCGCCAGGUGAAGGGUCCCUGGGUAACUGGCUGCGCCGCUCCAUGGGUGGCUGCAUCUCAGCGCCGGGCGAGGGGUCUCUGUGUAACUGGCUGUCCUGCCCCAGAGGUGGCCGGCAUCUCAGCGCUGGGCCGAGGGGUCCCUGUGUAACCAGCUGCCACCGCCCCAGAGGUGGCCCGCAUCUCAGCGCUGGGCGAGGGGUCCACUGUGUAACUAGCCGCACCCCCCCCACUGGGGUGGCUCACUCAUCAGCACUGGGUGAGGCAAUCCAACUGUCACCCAAGGGAGCCAGCAGAAAAGCGGAGGCCAUACAGGCCGCUGAAAUCGCACGAAGCCCGGGCAGGAGGAAGAACUGGCCCCCUGAAGGGCCAGGGGCAGAGCGCAGCCUGCCCCCUGGAUGCAAAGCCCCCCGGGCAGUGACUCCCCCUGUAAACUGGAGGGCCCUUGGGGGGGUGGGGAGCUGGGCCAGCCCCCCAGCGCCGUCCCCUGACCAGGUCUCCCCCCAGGUGCGUGUGAAUGUGGUGCAGAAUAAUCUGGCGCUGCUUAUCUACCUGAUGCGGAUGGUGAAGGCGCUGAUGGACAACCCCACCCUGUACCUGGAGAAAUACCUGCACGAGCUGAUCCCGGCCGUGAUGACCUGUAUUGUGAGCCGGCAGCUCUGCCUGCGGCCGGACGUGGACAAUCACUGGGCCCUGCGGGACUUCGCUGCCCGCCUCAUCGCCCAGAUCUGCAAGAACUUCAGCACCACCACCAACAACAUCCAGUCCCGCAUCACCAAGACCUUCACCAAGAGCUGGGUGGACGAGAAGACGCCCUGGACCACGCGGUACGGCUCCAUCGCCGGGCUGGCCGAGCUGGGUCACGACGUGAUCAAGACCCUGAUCCUGCCGCGGCUGCAGGUGGAGGGCGAGCGGGUGCGCGCCGUCGUGGAGGGGCCGGUUGUCAGCAACAUCGACAAGAUUGGGGCCGACCACGUCCAGAGUCUGCUGCUGAAGCACUGUGCCCCGGUGCUGGCCAAGAUCCGCCCGCCGCCCGACAACCAGGACUCCUACAAGGCCGACUUCGGCUCUCUGGGGUCCCUGCUCUGCACCCAUGUGGUGAAAGCCCGGGCGCAGGCCGCGAUGCAAGCCCAGCAGGUCAACCGCACCACCCUCACCAUCACCCAGCCCCGCCCGACGCUGACCCUGUCCCAGGCCCCCCAGGGUCCCCCGCGGGCCCCAAGCAUCAUCAAAGUGCCCAGCUCCAUCACGCUGCCCGUGCAGACCCUGGUGUCCGGCCGCACGGCCGCCCCUACCCAGCCCCCACCGCAUGCCUCCCCACCCCGCUACCAAGUACAUUGUCAGGUCCUCCCCUCCGCGAAGCAGCGCUUCAGAGGUUGA